GCUCGGGUUUUUUUGGUUGGCUCGUUGGUAUGGCGCCAGGUCCUUGAUGAUUGACGCUUUGCUUUCCUCUGGCCGUCUCGCAAACCCUCGAGUCAAGCAUCAACCAAAGCACCAUAUCAAACGGCAGCCCAGCUGGAACGUUGUGCCACGGUUGAGCUGGACAAAUUACUUGUCACUACAGCCAGUUCACCCUCUAACCUUCCACCAUGUACGGUUUUGUUGCCGAGGCGCUCGUCGAGUGGCUUCAAACGCGCGACAAUGCCGAUGAAGAAAUUGCCAAAAUCCUCGAGCUGGCGCGGUGUCGACACUGACAUUACCUUCAACACAGCACAACCCGACGAUGAGACCCUCAUUUGCGUCGCCGUUUCUGCAGAGGUGACGGGUCUCACGGUGGAAGAGGUUCUGUUUCAAACAGGCCUGUACCAGCUCCCGCCCUUGAUUCGCAAGGGCUACCUGCCUUUGGCCCAGAGUUUGGGGGAUGAUUUUUUCAUGUUGUGUCGCAACCUGGACACCAUGCACAUGAACUUUGCCAACGUCUACCCCUCCAUGUCCGGUCCCUCCAUCAACGCAUUUCGCAAUGAGGAUAAUACCAUUCUCAUGCAGUAUUUCUCCAGCCGCGACGGCAUUCGUCCCUACCUCUGGGGCCUUCUUACCGCUGUUGCCAGCGCUCUUUUCGACCUCCAGCUCGAGUUUACCACCAUCAAGCGCCGUGAGGACGUCGGCUACGACGAGUUUACCAUCAAGACAGACAACAUCGAGCGUACCUUUGGCACCCGCAUCAAGACUCAAGCCACUUACUCUUCAAACAACGGCAACCUCAAUCUGAGUCCUGAUACCCUCGAUGCCCUUUUUCCUUGGCAUCUGUCUUUCAAUCGCGACUUCAAGGUCACUUCGAUCGGUAGCAACUUGGCCAAGCGUUUUGCGAAAUCCUGCGUGGGCGACUCUUUGGACGCCAUUGCUCGCGUGGUGCGACCCUACACCAUCAAGUUUGAGUUUGACAAGAAAUCGGAAUGGGAUGGUUCUCAGAUGGUCUUUGCAGUUGUCCGCGACGAUGCCGCGAGAGACGAGCCCGUUUCUAUGAAGUGCCCUGUCACUGGCCGUACGUACGAGCUCACUGGAGCAGCUGCCGAGCGCUAUCGCCGCGUCGGUGUGGCCAACCUCAAAGGCCAUCUCUUUCUCAAGGGCGAAGUCCGCUAUGAGCAGGAGAUGGACGUCAUGGUCUUUGUUGGCACUCCCCACCUCAGCAACUUGGAGGAGCUCAAGACGUAUGACAUUGACCUCGUGGAGUUGCCCGUCCAUUCUAAUGCCCGUGACAUGGUGUUUGCGCAACAACACUCAAGCGCCACGAUCGGCAUGGCCAAGGAGUUGGAGGUGCUAACGCGCGAGCUUGAGGUUGAGCGUGAAAACGUCAAUCGUGAAAAGAUGAGGAUUCACGAGCUCUUGUACAGUAUUCUGCCUCCCACCAUUGCCGACUCGCUGCAGAAGGGCAUCAUGCCCGGCGCCGAGCGUUACGAAAAUGUUUCACUCCUGUUCUCCGACAUUGUGGGCUUCACCAACAUCUCCAGCAAUGUGUCGCCCACGGAUGUGAUGGCCAUGCUCAACGAGCUGUUCUCCAAGUUUGACGUACUUUGCGAGAAGCACAACGUUUUCAAGGUCGAAACAAUCGGGGAUGCUUACAUGGUGGCCAGCGGUCUACCCGUGGCCAAUCCACGCCACGCAGAUAACCUCGCCGGUUUUGCCGUGGACAUGGUGGCGGCAGCUGCCACUGUCUUGUCACCCAUGGAUGGCGAGGCCUUGCGCAUUCGCGUCGGUCUUCAUUCGGGUGUCUGCAUGGCCGGUGUCGUGGGCAUGAAGCGUCCGCGCUACUGCCUCUUUGGCGACACGGUCAACGUGUCCUCGCGCAUGGAAUCCACAGGCGUUCCCGGCGCUGUGCAGUGUAGCUACGCUUUUUUGAAAUCUCUUCACAAGCGCUCCGAAUGGAAUUACCUCACCCGUGGUCGUAUCGCGGUCAAGGGCAAGGGUGAGAUGAAGACCUUCUUCCUCCUGGGUCGCGAGAACGGUGACGUGCAACUCGAGGCCCCCGACGUCGAGGUCCUAAAAGCCAGCGGCCCCUCCACCCCUGCAUUGGACCUGCAUCGUGAUCUGCAACGCACUGUCUCUCCAAUGCCGGGUGCGCAAGCCAUGUAUGACCCGCGAUUUGCACUCUCCACCGGCCCUAGCCUUUCCCAAUUACCGAGCUCCAUGGCCUUGGGGUCUGAUGUCCCGCGCAACGUGCGCCGCGCUGAUGCUUCCAUGGAAGAGGAGGAAUACUUCACCGUCGAGAUUGACAUGGAUGGUCAGGCCCUGACAGUGCCCUUUGCCAGCGGCUUUGCCACACUGUCGGAGGUGAUGGCCGAUGUGCUGGAGGACGCACAGCAGGCCAGCAAGUAUCGCUUCUUCACCGAUGCCGCGUAUUCGAAGAUGCUUCUUUCCUCCAUGACUCUGCGCCAAAUUCAAUCCGCUAUGGCGACAACGGGGCGUAUCAAGCGCACCAGCCGGGUUCUUGAGCUCUACCUUGGGCCCGUGCCAGUGAAGGACACCUCCCCGAAAGUGGUCAGCCACUCCACCACCAUGCAGGCUGGUCCCGACUUUGCAACAGCAACUCCGGAUUUGUCCUCACUUCGCAUUGGCGCGCGACGAGGAGCAGUGGUGGCGGUACGGGCGGUUCAACAGCAGCAGACUGCGGUUCAUCAGCGACGAAUGGCUAGCUUUGACAGCUUGCUUCGUAAUUCGGCGCUCUUCAAACUGGACAAGGCCAUCUACGGGCGUCAUGUUCUCGGCACCAUUCAGGAGAACCUCCAUGACAAGGUCGUGGUCGAUGUCGGCCUCAAGUUUCCCGUGACCCUCCUCCGCAAGGAGAUUGGCUCGGCCGCCAGUUAUCAUCGCACACAGCCGGGACGGCGUGUCGUUGUGCAGCUGGAUGACCCCGAGUUGACGGCGCACUUUUUGGGCGAUGACCGCCACACUAGCACCAUGCAGGCCAAGGGUUCUUUUGUUCGCCUGCCCCUUGACAUUGAAAGUAGCCUGCAGGCUUAA
Molecule: messenger RNA, 3075 nt
Organism: Monosiga brevicollis MX1
Lineage: Eukaryota; Choanoflagellata; Craspedida; Salpingoecidae
Exons: 8
Coding region: 259-3075 (938 amino acids)
Biological process (GO): response to oxygen levels; cGMP biosynthetic process
Cellular component (GO): guanylate cyclase complex, soluble
Molecular function (GO): heme binding; guanylate cyclase activity
Source: RefSeq, a predicted model, not a curated record